Nakaseomyces glabratus is the source of this 222-nucleotide messenger RNA. RefSeq lists its product as uncharacterized. The record is from RefSeq and is a predicted model, not a curated record. NCBI's taxonomy places the organism in Eukaryota, Fungi, Ascomycota, Saccharomycetes, Saccharomycetales, Saccharomycetaceae.
AUGAAAAUCCCAUACAGAUAUCUCAGAUUCCUGAAGCACACACCGAUAAGAGGCGGAACCCAGCUAGAUUUGAUUGAAAUGAGCACAGUGGAACUACUAGUUUUUACAAUGUUGUCUCGAGUAGUCAAUAUUUCCAUCGUUCGCUUCUCUAAGAAUUGGAGCAACCGUGUUAGAACUGGAUUUACAUCUCUAGCUGCACCUAUCGCUCGCAUUUAUACGUAG